UCACGCAGGCGCAGAACGGUCCCCCGGGAGACGGCGGCGGUGACGGCUCUUCGGGGUGCUCGGCUCUCUCCCAUCCAGGCCGACCCCGGCCCGUCUGGCCCCUAGGAACUCCGUAUUUGGGGCCGCAGACUUUCUCAUCGUGCCCCACAUAAGUAAAUACAGAAGACCUGGGGAAGCCGGAAGUACCGCCUUGAGAGCCCCAAUACUAACGGGGAAACGGAAGUGGCCUUCGGUGGCAAGUUAGGGGAGACCGGAAGUGACGAGAGCUGUGGGUCAUGGAGCCCAGUGAUAGUACCAGUACCGCUAUGGAGGAGCCUGACAGCCUGGAGGUGCUGGUGAAGACCUUGGACUCUCAGACCCGGACCUUUAUUGUAGGGGCCCAGAUGAAUGUAAAAGAGUUUAAGGAGCAUAUUGCUGCCUCUGUCAGCAUCCCAUCUGAGAAACAACGUCUCAUCUACCAGGGACGAGUUUUGCAAGAUGAUAAGAAGCUCCAGGAAUACAAUGUUGGGGGAAAGGUUAUUCACCUGGUGGAACGAGCUCCUCCUCAGACUCAGCUCCCUUCUGGAGCAUCUUCUGGAACAGGAUCUACUUCAGCCACCCAUGGUGGUGGACCCCUGCCUGGUACUCGGGGCCCUGGGGCCUCUGUUCAUGACCGGAAUGCCAACAGCUAUGUCAUGGUUGGAACCUUCAAUCUUCCUAGUGACGGCUCUGCUGUGGAUGUUCACAUCAACAUGGAACAGGCCCCGAUUCAGAGUGAGCCCCGGGUUCGGCUGGUGAUGGCUCAACACAUGAUAAGGGAUAUACAGACCUUACUAUCCCGGAUGGAGUGUCGAGGGGGAUCCCAAGCACAACCCAGUCAGCUACCUCCUCAGACGCCAACCAUGGCCCCAGAGCUAGUAUCCCUGAGCUCGCAGACAUCAGAAUCAGUUGAAAGUGAAGCACCUCCACGGGAGCCCAUGGAGGCAGAAGAAACAGAGGAGCGUGCCCCAGCCCAGAGCCCGGAACUCACCCCUUCUGGCCCUGCCCCAGUGGGCCCAACACCUGCCCCAGAGACUAAUGCACCCAAUCAUCCUUCGCCUGCGGAAUAUGUUGAGGUGCUCCAGGAGCUGCAGCGACUGGAGAGCCGCCUUCAGCCCUUCCUGCAGCGCUACUAUGAGGUUCUGGGUGCUGCUGCCACCACAGAUUACAACAACAAUCAUGAAGGCCGUGAAGAAGACCAGAGGUUGAUCAACCUGGUUGGGGAGAGUCUGCGGCUGCUGGGGAACACAUUUGUGGCACUGUCUGACCUGCGCUGCAAUUUGGCCUGUGCACCCCCACGGCACCUGCAUGUGGUUCGGCCCAUGUCUCACUACACCACCCCAAUGGUGCUCCAGCAGGCAGCCAUUCCCAUUCAGAUCAAUGUGGGGACCACUGUGACCAUGACAGGGAAUGGAACUCGACCCCCUCCAGCUCCCAGUGUGGAGGUGCCUACCCCUGGUUCUGGCCAGGCAUCAUCUCUGGCUCCGUCUUCUACCACUGUUGAGUCCUCCACUGAGGGGGCAUCCCCCCCAGGGCCAGCUCCUCCACCAGCCACCAGCCACCCCAGGGUCAUCCGGAUUUCCCACCAGAGCGUGGAACCUGUGGUCAUGAUGCAUAUGAAUAUUCAAGAUGCUGGCACACAGCCUGGUGGUGUCCCGAGUGCUCCCACUGGCCCUCUAGGACCCUCCGGUCAUGGCCAAACCCUUGGCUCCACCCUCAUCCAGCUGCCCUCCCUGUCCCCUGAGUUCAUGCACGCCGUCGCCCACCAGAUCACUCACCAGGCCAUGGUGGCAGCUGUUGCCUCCGCUGCCACAGGCCAGCAGGUCCCAGGCUUCCCAACGGCUCCCACCCGGGUAGUGAUUGCCCGGCCCACCCCUCCACAGGCUCGACCUUCCCAUCCCGGAGGGCCCCCAGGCUCUGGAGCUAUGCAGGGCUCUGGGGUUGGUACGAAUACUUCCUUGGCCCAGAUGGUGAGCGGCCUUGUGGGGCAGCUUCUUAUGCAGCCUGUCCUUGUGGCUCAGGGGACUCCAGGAAUGGCUCCAUCUCCUGCCCCUGCCACAGCUUCAGCUAGUGCUGGUACCACCAACACAGCUACCACAGCUGGCCCUGCUCCUGGGGGGCCUGCUCAGCCUCCACCACCUCAGCCCUCCACGGCUGAUCUUCAGUUCUCUCAGCUCUUGGGGAACCUGCUGGGGCCUACAGGGCCUGGGGCUGGUGGGCCUGGCGUGGCUUCUCCCACCAUCACUGUGGCAAUGCCUGGAGUCCCUGCCUUUCUCCAGGGCAUGACCGAUUUCUUGCAGGCAACACAGACUGCCCCUCCGCCCCCUCCUCCUCCUCCUCCACCCCCACCCCCAGCCCCAGAGCAGCAGACCACACCCCCACCAGGGUCCCCUUCUGGUGGUACAGGGAGUCCUGGAAGUCUAGGCCCCGAGAGCCUGCCACCAGAGUUUUUCACCUCGGUGGUGCAAGGUGUGCUGAGUUCCCUUCUGGGCUCCUUGGGGGCUCGGGCUGGCAGCAGUGAAAGUAUUGCUGCCUUCAUCCAGCGCCUCAGUGGAUCCAGCAACAUCUUUGAGCCAGGGGCUGAUGGUGCCCUCGGAUUCUUUGGGGCCUUGCUCUCUCUUCUGUGCCAGAAUUUCUCCAUGGUGGAUGUGGUGAUGCUUCUCCAUGGGCAUUUCCAGCCACUACAGCGGCUCCAGCCCCAAUUGCGAUCCUUCUUCCACCAGCACUACCUAGGUGGCCAGGAGCCCACACCUAGUAACAUUCGGAUGGCAACCCACACACUGAUCACCGGGCUGGAAGAAUAUGUGCGGGAGAGUUUUUCUUUGGUGCAGGUUCAGCCAGGUGUGGACAUCAUCCGGACAAAUCUAGAAUUUCUCCAGGAGCAAUUUAAUAGCAUUGCUGCUCAUGUGCUACAUUGCACAGACAAUGGAUUUGGAGCCCGGUUGUUGGAGUUGUGUAACCAGGGUCUGUUUGAAUGCUUGGCCCUGAACCUGCACUGCUUGGGGGGACAGCAGAUGGAGCUUGCUGCUGUCAUUAAUGGCCGAAUUCGUCGUAUGUCUCGUGGCGUGAAUCCGUCUUUGGUGAGCUGGCUGACCACUAUGAUGGGACUGAGACUGCAGGUAGUCUUGGAGCACAUGCCUGUGGGCCCUGAUGCUAUUCUCAGAUAUGUUCGCAGGAUUGGUGACCCACCUCAGCAGCCACUUUCGGAGGAGCCAAUGGAAGUUCAGGGAGCAGAAAGAACUUCCCCUGAACCUCAGCGGGAGAAUGCUUCCCCAGCCCCUGGAACAACAGCAGAAGAGGCCAUGUCCCGAGGCCCACCCCCUGCUCCUGAGGGUGGCUCCCGCGAUGAACAAGAUGGGGCUUCAACUGAGACAGAACCUUGGGCAGCUGCAGUCCCACCAGAAUGGGUCCCUAUUAUCCAGCAGGACAUUCAGAGUCAGCGGAAGGUGAAACCCCAGCCACCCCUGAGUGACGCCUACCUCAGCGGUAUGCCUGCCAAGAGACGCAAGACGAUGCAGGGUGAGGGCCCCCAGCUGCUUCUCUCAGAGGCUGUGAGCCGGGCAGCUAAGGCAGCCGGAGCUAGGCCCCUGACGAGCCCUGAGAGCCUGAGCCGGGACCUGGAGGCACCAGAGGUUCAGGAGAGCUACAGGCAGCAGCUCCGGUCUGAUAUACAAAAACGACUGCAGGAAGACCCCAACUACACCCCCCAGCGCUUCCCUAAUACCCAUCGGGCCUUUGCUGAUGAUCCCUAGCUCUUUGCUCAAUGGCCCUUAUUCACCAGGGGACCAUUUCCCCUCACAGUAUUUAAGAAAUAAAGUCGGAUUUUCCUGGC
Dipodomys spectabilis (banner-tailed kangaroo rat) is the source of this 3850-nucleotide messenger RNA. It is a transcript of the gene Bag6, whose product is annotated as BAG cochaperone 6. Gene Ontology annotation, molecular function: polyubiquitin modification-dependent protein binding; misfolded protein binding. The record is from RefSeq and is a predicted model, not a curated record. Gene Ontology annotation, cellular component: BAT3 complex. The transcript is spliced from 26 exons. NCBI's taxonomy places the organism in Eukaryota, Metazoa, Chordata, Mammalia, Rodentia, Heteromyidae. Bases 276 to 3770 code for a protein of 1164 amino acids.